AUGGUUAAGUAUACAAAAGAACGCUUAUUAAAAAAUCCAAUGAUAGUUCAUAUAUCUGAUUGUGGUUUGGAAGUAACAUGUAAAUGUGGAAAAGUUAUUAAACUUAAACGAGCUUAUGAUGAAGUUUAUUUUUUAAGUCAUAUUAAUAGUGGUGGUUGCAAGUUCCAAGAUGGUGUCGUUUCAAUUUUGAAUUAUUUUUCACCAACUUUAAAAGAUAAUCAACCUACUACAAAACGAUAUACUUGUACUGGAUUAGACAGCCCAAUUUACAAAGCUUAUAUUAAUCAAGUAUUUACUCAUACUACUCAUGUUGUUGCCCAAGAACUUUUUCCAAAAAAAUUUCCUCCAAAUAAGGCUGUAAUAUAUAAGAAACUUUCAGAAAAUGAUUUGCAAUUAUUGGAUAAAGAAAUAAUUCGACAAUCUAAGUGGAAAAUUGAAGGUUUAGUAGUACGAUCUGUUUCAUGCGAGCAAUAUACUACAAAUUCUUCUCGUUUAUGUAAUUAUUGUAAAGAAGUUCAAGAUGAUCAAGUUUUUAAA
This is a messenger RNA of Racocetra fulgida, 537 nucleotides long. The record is from the annotation of a GenBank genome assembly. Lineage: Eukaryota; Fungi; Glomeromycota; Glomeromycetes; Diversisporales; Gigasporaceae.